AUGAGGCUGUGACCCAGCAGUGACCAGAUCGCCGUGCAGUCCCCCUCCCCUCUCCACCCCUUAGGCCUGACACUUGCAGCCCCCGGCAGCGAAGCUCAGAGGGAUGGUGGUGGUUUCGGGGCAGUUUGAAAACAGAGAGACCGCAUACGAUGCCAUGUCGAGCUCUGAUGCUGAAGAUGAGCUGAUCGAGCCACAGACCCCCACCCCGGGCACUGCUUCCUUCACCCUGCACGACAAGCUGCACCCGCUGCAGUUGCCUGAAGUUAUUCCACUUAAUGUGGGAGGGAUGUUUUUUACGACCAGGCUCUCCACACUUCUAAGGUAUGAGGAGACCAUGUUGUCUGCCAUGUUCAGUGGACGCCAUUACAUCCCAACAGACGCUGAAGGGCGAUACUUCAUUGAUAGAGAUGGAACAUACUUUGGAGAUAUCCUGAACUUUCUACGCUGUGGUGAGCUCCCACCACAUGAGCGUGUAAAAUUAGUGUACAAGGAAGCUCAGUACUAUUCCAUUGGCCCCCUGCUAGACAGCCUAGAUAAACUACAGCCACUCAUGGGGGAAAAAGUGAGACAGGCUUUCCUGGACCUGAUGCCAUAUUACAAAGAUCACUUGGAGCGCAUUGUUGAAAUAGGAAAACUCAGAGCUAUCCAGAGGAAGGCCCGCUUUGCAAAACUGAAGAUCUGUGUAUUCAAAGAAGAAAUGCCCAUCACCCCAUAUGAGUGUCCUCAAUUUAACACACUGCGUUUCGAGAGGAGUGAGAGUGAAACAAAGCAUUUUGAGCACUAUUGUGACGUAGAUGUGUCUUUUGGACCUUGGGAAGCUGUGGCUGAUGUCUAUGACCUUCUUCACUGUAUAGUUAGUGAUCUGUCUGAGAGGGGUAUCACCGUUGAACAUCAAUGCAUCGGAGUUUGUGACAAGCAUCUUGUUAAUCAUUAUUAUUGCAAACGCCCCAUCUAUGAAUUUAAGAUCACAUGGUGGUGAACAUUAGGAACACAUCACUUUAUUAUGGGUCAAAUAUUUAUAGUUCCCUUCAGAUGCACAGCCUGUCAAAUUAGAUCAUAAGAAGGGAAUGAAGCUAUGCGAUAUAUGCUUGAAAUAGGUCUUACAAUGGUAGACGGCGGCAAUGAUGACGAAAACUGUGUGGAGAUUGACAUACUAACAAUCUCACAAGUGGAGAUAAUGGUGAAAUUGUAAGACACCAAGGCACCUUUGUUAAUUGAUAAGCACUUUUAAAUUACUUGGUCCUAAAUAGUACUUCUGGAUCACUGGAAAAAGCUUUAAUACAUGGAAGGUGAUUAACACGUUGUAUUAAUACAUAAUACACAUCACAAAUUGAAUUCUUUGACAUUCUGGAUUGGCUAGCUAUCCAUCUUUACUCGUGUCUGUCUAGCUUCUAGAAUGUGAAACUGAAUAGAAUAAUUUCCAAUCUUUUGUUGGUACUGUAAAAAAAAUGUAAAUGAAAAACAAAAUAUUUUUUUUGUUAGAAUUAAAAGGCGGGUUGUCAGUUCAAAAUGUAAAUAUAUUUAAGUAUAUGUAAGGAAACAGAUAACCUGUCAUUUGGAUGGUUUAUGUCAAUUAACAGGAGGAACAUUUUUCUUCAAAAACCUACAGCUUGUAACAGAUAAGUAAGAGCUAAUUUCAUUAGAUGUUUUUGCUUUGCAAAUGAAUUGUAAUGUCAUGUAAUUUAACAAUUUAUUGUUACUGAAAUUUUGAAAGUUGCAUUGAUUGGAACCAACUGUCCGCUGUCUAGCACGCCAAUCAUAGGCAGUGGAGGCAGAAGGUAGGUGGAUAAUUGUAAGCUCCAGUAUAAAGCAGAAGUCUACCGACACAUAAUGAUGAGAUGGAAGAAUGGAAGAAGACUUCAUACAACAUAGAAAAAGUUGGAUAAGCUUUUCAGAUGGUAAAUCCUUGACUUCCCAAAUGACUGCAUUCUCAUUCCUGUACAAUUAAUAAACUACCGUAA
Molecule: messenger RNA, 1961 nt
Organism: Spea bombifrons (plains spadefoot toad)
Lineage: Eukaryota; Metazoa; Chordata; Amphibia; Anura; Pelobatidae
Gene: KCTD7
Product: potassium channel tetramerization domain containing 7
Exons: 4
Coding region: 104-979 (291 amino acids)
Biological process (GO): protein homooligomerization
Molecular function (GO): protein binding
Source: RefSeq, a predicted model, not a curated record